This is a messenger RNA of Podarcis lilfordi (Lilford's wall lizard), 11353 nucleotides long. Lineage: Eukaryota; Metazoa; Chordata; Lepidosauria; Squamata; Lacertidae. The record is from the annotation of a GenBank genome assembly.
AUGGCCCAAGGCCGCCAUGCGGCGGCGGGGCAUGCGCAGAAGCGCCUCCCUGCCCCGAGAACGGGUGAGGGGGGGAAAAGGGAAAAAAAGAGAGAGAGAUUCGAGGUCUUCGCUCUCCUCCCCCUCCUCCUCCUCCUCCGGUUCUGGGUUCAGGGUGAGCCGUUGAGCGCAGGGCCCGCGCGCCGCCCCGAGACUUGAGGGUGGGUGAGGGGGGGCGGUAAACGCGGCGGCGGGGGGGGACUUCUCCACAAAGAGGGAGGGAAGGGGGAGGGCGGUAAUCCCGAGCUUUUCCGCAGGCGGCAGAAGUGCAGGGACGGUUUUUUUUUUUUUUAAACAAAAAUAUUUAUUUAAUUUCGCCAUCCGACGCUUCUCUUUCUUCUCUCUCUCUCUCCCGAUUCUCCUCAGCGGCGACGAGUGAGUGGGGGAGGGGAAGGAGCCGGGGGGAGGGGCGAGAGGAGGAAGGUGGGGGAGGGGAGGCCUCGGCCUAUCUCUCUAUAUCUCUCUAUCUCUUCUCUAUAAAAUGCCUAUUAACCUACCCACCCCCCGCCAUGUGGAGGAGGAAAGAAAUUGCUCUUCCCAGGCCAAUUUCUAUUUUUGGUUUUUUUUCCGAGGGGGAAGGGCGCUAUUGUUUGUUCUUGGGGUUUAUAUUUUAAUAUUUAUUUCCCCUACCCCCACACUUUUUUCCAUUUUUACUUAUUUGUUUUUUGCGUGCGAAGGGGGGGAGGUGGGGUAUUGUUGUUGUUGCUGGGAACUUGAUUGAACAUGUUACAUUGGGUAUUUUCAUUGGGUGUUUUUAUACUGUUGUGAGCCGUCCUUCUUGGGGUGAAGGGCGGUAUACAAGUUUCAUAAAUAAUAAUAAUGUUCUGGCACUUUUCCUUCGCUCUCUCUCUCUUACCCCCCAAUUUUCCAUCGUGUUUGUGCGCCUGGGGUGGGGGGACGAAAGAGCAUUAUUAUUACUGUUAGGAACGUCAUUUAAAGAUGCUUUCGCACUUUUCCUCCUCCCUUUCCUCCCAUUUUCCUUUUGUGGCGCUGGAAAGGAAGGGAGGUUGGGGCUUCAUAAUUGUUACACACUUAAUUUUUAAAAAUAUCACCACCCUUUUCCUCCCAUUUUCCAUUUUUGGGGGGCAGGGUUGGGACACUAUUAUUGUUACAAUAUUUAUGAUCUUAAAAUGUCCUUUUCUAUUUUGGAGAGUGGGGGCCAAUUUUUUCCUCCAGGGUGUUGGGCAGAGGAAGAGGGAACCACACUGAGCCCUUGUUAUUGGGAAUCUAAUUAAUAUUUUCUCCUUACACUUUCCCAUUUUACUCCUAUUUUCCAUUGGGGGAUGUUGAGAAGGAUCCCCUGGCCCUAUUUUUUUGGAUGUGGGAGAGGGAAGAAGGUUGAGGUUUUAUGACUGUUGUUGCUUUCAUAAGAAACUUCAUUAAACAAAUUAUCUUUACACCUUUCUUCUCCCUUCUUUUCCCAUGGGAGGCAACAGCAACAAGAACUCCCUGAGCCAUUUCUCUCCCCCACCUCAGUCCAAAAGAAGUAGGUUGUUGAUGUUAUUAGGAACGUCUUUAAGAAUUUCUUAACUCUUUCUCCUCCCAUUAUCUAUUAUGGGAAACAAGAGGACCAAAUGUUUCCAGUGGGGCAGGAGGAAGAAAAACAGAGGCUCUAUUGUUGUUGUUGCUAUUAUUACUAAUUUAAUAAUUUCUCCAUUCACUACUACAGUACUUAUUCCCUGGUCUCCCGUUUUCUGUUGUGGGUGAGAAGAAGCUCUUCCUGAACUAAUUUUUUUGGGGGGAGGGGAACAACGGGGAAAGAUUGAGGCUGUAUUAUUAUUGGUGGUGGUGGUGUUUAUUAAUAAAAAAAAUUCCUCACAUGUUGUCUUCUUUCUCCCCAACCCAUUGUGGGGGAGAGGAAAGACUUCUAGUUUUUCCAGAGUAGGAAGGAAAGGUGGUUCAUAGAAUCAUAGAAUCAUAGAAUCAUAGAGUUGGAAGAGACCACAAGGGCCAUCGAGUCCAACCCCCUGCCAAGCAGGAAACACCAUCAGAGCACUCCUGACAUAUGGUUGUCAAGCCUCUGCUUAAAGACCUCCAAAGAAGGAGACUCCACCACACUCCUUGGCAGCAAAUUCCACUGUCGAACAGCUCUUACUGGUUGGGGGAUGUGUUGUUAUUGUUAGGCACUUAAAUAAAAAAUUCUUCUUAUACUUCCCCCACUUUUCCAUUGAGUGGGUGGGGUGGACUGAGCCAUUAAUAAUAUUAAGUUUGAACCUUUGUUGUUAUUGCUGUUGUUGUUAUCCACCCUUCGACCUAAAGUCCCACAACAAUUUGAAAUAAAAUAUCAAAACAGUUGAAAACAAAUUACAAUCACGUGAAUAGGGUGGGUCCCAGCAUAUGAGGGAAUGCUGCAACUUAGGGGGUGCCACAGAAAAUAGCCUCUCCAAGUGCCACCCUGAAGCAGCCUAUUAUUACACUAUCAUCAUCAUCAUCAUCAACAACAACAACAACAAAAACAACAUCAUUCACUUCAUAUUAGUAUUUCUUUACAGCCUCCCCCCCUUCAAUUCUUUAGAGGAGAGGGACUUACCCUGUUUCUUAAGGGGAAACUGAGGGUUAUAUCCAGUGCUGGUCUUACUCAGAGUAGACCCAUGGAAAUUAGGCCUAAGUUAGUCAUGUCCAUUAAUUUCAAUGUGUCUACUCUGAGCCAAGCUAACAUUGGCUACAACCCUGAGCCUCUGUUAUUAUUAACAAUAAUAAUUUAUCCUCACACUUCCUCCAGUCUUCAUAGAGGGAGUAAAUACUUUUGUUACCUAUUUUUCCGUAGGGUGGGGAAAAUACAGCCUCUGUUUUUGUAGUUAUUGUUGAUAGGAAGGUGACUUGAGCCUCUCUUUUUGUUAAAAAACUAAUAGAGACUCAAACUACCACUUCCUAGUAGUGUAAGGAGUAACGUUUUAGUUAAUAAUAGUAAUAAAUAAUAAGACUUUCACUUUGGAAAGUUGACUAGGAAAGUUCUCUUGCCUACUCUCCCAUCUCACAGAGAAUUUGAGAUAGUCCGAGUAGAAAUAAUUUCUUUUUCCUUGCACUCAUUUCCCCCCCCCCAAAUUAUCCAUGGGAAAAUAACAUUCUUAGUCUGUAUUUGCAUGUAUGUUUGGAAAGCCAAUUGAUGAAGACCUCAGUGGAUAGGUUUUUUGUGGGGGUGGGGGGAGUGUGGAGAAAUAAUUAUAAAAUUUCUUUUCCCUCCCAGUUAUCUGGUAAGGCCUUCCUUAGCCAGUUUUCCACAGUAACAAUACCAGAGGUUCGUUUCCACUCUGGAAAUUAGGCUAAGGCAGUCCUCGUGUGGGAUGGGGUGGGCAGUGUGGUGACUGGGGUCUGGCUCCUUAGCUUGAAAGUCUGCAGCCUCUGACCCACAAGUCUUGACUCUGGGGACUUGUGAGUCGGAGGCUGCAGACUUUGAAGCUAAGGAGUCAGACCAGGUGCAGGGCUGUGAGCCUCCUGCUAGUAAUCACAGACUCAGAAUUGUAGAAUUGGAAGGGACCCUGAAGGUCCUCUAGCCCAACUUUCCUUCAGUGCAGGAAUGUCAGUCCUCUGUCCAAUUUGAAACCAUACCUGGCCCUGCUUAAGCUUUGCAAAUGUGCAAGCAGCUUUAUUGCUGAGGAGGACAACUGAGGGUGCGGAACAUGGGUAUGUAGGGCCAGAGCCUGAACCACUCAUGAACCUCAUCAUUCCAGCUGGCAGAGAGUGCAGCAUGCCUGAGGCUAGGGAAUCGAGAAGUGCUCCUUGUCUGGCCAGAGGGUUGGCCCUUUAAGAGAGUAGAGUUAGUCACAAGGGGGUGGAGCCUUAGAGAGGUAGCCUGAGAGCAGGAGCUUAAAAAGGCCCAGUCUGUUCUCAGCCUUUCCCCAGAGCAGAUUGCUCACUAGGAGCUAUCCGUGGUGCUGGUUGGGCAAUUGCAGGCCAGCCUUGCCUUCUCUGUGGGUGUAUUAUUAUUAUUAUUUGAGUUUAUACACCGCCCUAUAUCCAGAGGUCUCAGGGCGGUUCACAAAACAAAUUAACAUCUAUUCAUAAAUUAGCAUCAAUUCAUCCUUCUGAUGCAAUCCAACUUUGAAGAGGUUUGACAAUUUUAUCUAAGAUAUUUGUUUACUGCCCUUCAUAUAAAUAACCCAGGACAGCAUUCAGAACUGCAGCCUGUCAUAAAAAGAAAGAGGAGGAAAAGAAAGAGGAGGAAAUACAUGUAUACAUGUGUACCAGAACAUACCAGGCAGUGUGGAAAAUAAAUUACAGUGGUACCUUCGUUCUCGAACUUAAUCCGUUCCGGGAGUCCAUUCAACUCCUGAAACCAUUCGAAAACCAAGCCGCGGCUUUUGAUUGGCUGCAGAAGCUUCCUGCACUCAAUUGGAAGCCGCAUCGGACAUUUGGCUUCCAGGUUUGUGGCGUUUGGGAACCGAUUUGUUCGACAACUAAGCAGUUCGGGAACCAAAGUACCACUGUACUGUUUUCCUCUUCACACACACCCUGCUGCCAAGUCUACAUGAUGGUGGCAAGGCUUUCUCAGUCUUUUUUCUUUUCUUUUUUGCUGAGGCAUGAGUUGUUGUGAUGCCUCCCUGAAAAUUUGCUUGUCCUUCCACUAUGAAGUGGGUUAUGCACAAGAAUGAUAACUAAAUAAUUAUUCCUAAAAUGAUAGUAAAAUAAUAGCAUUUUCUCCUCAAACUCUCUACCUGCCUCACGAAUGGGCUAAGGAGCCCUUUUCCCAUAUAGGGAAUGGAGGGGCAGUAGGAAGAGGGGGGAAAUAGUUUUAUCCUCAAACUCUCCUCCCAUUCCAAAUGUGGGGAAGGGCUUUCUUACCCUAUUUCUAGGCAGAGGGGUUUCAUCCAAUGUGUUGAUAAUAAUUUAAAAAUGCAAUAAUCAAAUUGAGCUUUCUUCUUCUCUAUAUGCACAUCUUUAUUCCCUUGGUCCAAGGGAACAGCUUCCAUAUUGAAUCUACCAAGAAGAAUAAAGGGUGGGUGGGGAAGAAUUAAGUUUCAUUAUUAUUGUUUGCUGAAUUUAUUUCUCUUUCCCCUACCAAACAUUAUAGUGUUUAUUUGUGUGUAGACUUCCUUGGUGAAUUACAUUGGGUGGGUGUGGAGCCCCUGUACUGUAUUGUUUUUGUUGUAAUCUUUAUUCCACUGCUGUUGCUACAUUGUGGUGCUCCCAGCAUAUUUGUUUCCAUAUGUGUAUCUGUUUUCUACCCUACCGCCACCCUCAGCACCAAAUCAUAGUGGCCAGAACAACUUUUUUCCCCAACUACCCUCCCAAAUCUGAAGGAAGCCUCCCCUUUUUUCUUUGUUAAUUGCCUUUUAAAAUAAAGUUCUAUUUCUGGAAGGAAGGCUAUUUUUGUUCUUUCUCUACUCCCAAAAGAAUCUUCCCACACAAGUUUAUGUAUUAUAUAUAGAUAGAUAGAUCGAGAUUGAGAUACACACACACACACACACACACACACACACACACAAAAUGUUUUCAAAGUUUUUGGUGGGAUUGUUUUAAAUUUUGGCACAGAGCCUGGCAUAAAAAUAAAAAAGGAAUGCUGUGAACCCCUUUUGGAGAAUUCCUGUCAAAAAGUACAAUACAUAUUUAAUAAUUGAAAUAGUUCAGAUAUAUUUUAUUUAAAACACUUUCUCCAUUAUUUGUUAUCUACUCCUUCCCCCCCAUCUGUGUACUGCAGUACACUGUUUUUCUUAUUUAGCUGAAGCUUUUCUCCUCACACCACAUCAGUGGUAGGAAAUUUGCGUACAUAUUGUGCAAAGAGAUGAUAAACAAAAAUUCCCUUCCCAUAGUUCUAUGAGUCCAGUUGUCUUUAGAUGGUAAAGUGUUCCUUUAACUUUUCAGUGGCCUUGUGUACAUUAGCCAAAAGUGGGUAAAAUGAAUGUGGCAAAUGUUUGUGUGGUAGUCAGGUGUGCUUAAGAUUGCAGCCUGAUUUUACACAUGUUUUUUUCAGAAAUAAGUCUCCACUCUGUUCAGUGGGUCUUACUCCCAAGUGUGUAAUAGGAUUGUAGUCUUAGUCUGUUAUCUCUUCUCUCCCCGCCUCCAAUAUUUCUAAUGGGGAUGUAAGUAUGCUUCUUUUCUUCUUCCUGCUAUGCAAAGUGGAACCUUUUAGUUAUCUUCUCCCCCUGCCCAGAGUCAAUAUGCUUGGCGGAAUGAUAAAUAUGGGGAUGAUAUUUUUUUCCACCUGUCGCUUCCCACUGCAGAAUUUCCUAAUGGGGAUCUCCAUAUAUAUCCUGCUGUUACUGCUUUUUUUAGGAUAUAACUGUCUACCCCUACUCACCAAAAUAAUUUUUGUAGCGUGUGUGUUGACAGUGGGGAAGAAGUUGUCUAAAUAUACACCUCCGCUUCCACAGUAACUUCGGAUUGUUCCCCAGAUUUUUGUGUUGCUCCUUUAGACAUUUUAUUCCCACUCUUUGUGUGUGGUUUUUAUCUUUUCAUAUUGUUUCUUCAAGAAGAAGUAACUUCUCUUCCCCCACCCCCUGCACCUCCGCUUUUUCAGACCACAGUUCCUAAUUGGCAAAUGAAAAGGGAGUACUGCAUUAUUUGAGUAUGGCUGGAUGUUCUUCAUCAUCACAUGUAUUCAGUGGGCCAAAGGACUUGCUUUAAAUGCAAUAUCCUUUCUGCUUUGACCUUAUUAGAAGUCCUUUGUUGUGUUUUCUCCUUUCUCUGUUCCCCCUCUUCCCCAUUUCUCAUUUAAGAAAAGGCCUUGAAUCUUCUCACAGCUUGCAACCCGCCCCGCCCCCACUCCAUAUCAAGAUAAAGGAAGCAUGUUUUGAGUAAACACUUCUUGUGAUGCUGGGGAACACUAAUCCCCACUCUCAUACACUUUGUUCCUGAAACCUAUCCUUAAACAUAAAUCUGUUUUAAAAGAAGUUAUUUGAUUAUCCCUUUUAGAGGAGUUGGACUGUAACCCACAACUUCUUGAUAUUUUCAUGUAUGUUACCUAAAUUCUCCACUGUUCUAACUACAGAUGGAGAGAGAUUUCCCCCUGUAAUUCCUUUUCUUCUCCAGUUAGUCAAUUUGUUGCAGCAAGUAGCUGCAGUACUUGCUCUUGGAGACUUGGGAUCAAAUCCCUGAUGUUACUUAGAAUUUUUAGAUUGACACUUGGGAUAUGUGUGUGGCUUGCAGAUGUAUUGCCACCUUUUAAAGUCUGUUACUUCCUGCAAAUUUAAUUAUUGUAGUUGUACAGAAGUCUUGAUCAAGUGUUGUUUCCUUCAGAAUAGCAUGCAAGUAUGUCCAGACCAGUGUCCUCCAUCUUAGAAAGUAUUCUACUCCUAGUGCUAAUUUUUUUUUUGUAUUGGUGAUUUAUUUAUCACACCUGUAUCCUGCAUUUCUUUCAAAAAGUGUACAUUAAUUACUUCAUAAAUGUGAUGUUCCCAAGAGACCUUAGUGGCCUCUGUGGAAAUUUCAGCCUAGGUCUUCCUGAUCUAAGCCCUGCCUUCUGCAAUCUAUGAAGCAAAUACUGAAUUACCUACUUUUUGAAAAAUCCUCAAAUUUCUAAUACUAUUUGCUUCUAAUCUAGACUUUCAGAAUUGCUUAUUAAGAAUGUUUUUGACCUAUAGAGGGGUUUUGGGGGUGGGUUCACAAAAAGGUGUUUAGAGCAAAAUGAAAAGGGUUGUUCAUUAUUACAUUUGCAGGCUUGAUGUGUUGGCUUCAUAAAGAAAGUGGCCCAUAUUUCACAGACCUAAGUAAAUGCAGGGAAUCCAGGUAUCAUCCCCACUGUCCCCCAGCACCUCUCUUAAAGUGACAUGAUUUAUCAUGCAGCAUUCAAAACACUAUUUUAAGAGGCUAGGAGAGUGCAUUUUCUCCUGCUGUUCAUUUGCAAAGUAUGCUAUGGAUAGUGGUUGCAACUCACAAGUCCAACUUCCCAGCAUCUGAGCCAUUUGAACUACAGUGGUACCUCUGGUUACAAACGCUUCACGUUACAUAUGCUUCAGGUUACAGACUCUACUAACCCAGAAAUAGUGCUUCAGGUUAAGAACUUUGCUUCAGGGUGAGAACAGAAAUCGUGCUCUUGCAGCGCGGCAGCAGCAGGAGGCCCCAUUACCUAAAGUGGUGCUUCAGGUUAAGAACAGUUUCAGGUUAAGAAUGGACCUCCGGAAUGAAUUAAGUACUUAACCCGAGGUACCACUGUAGUAUCUUACUGCCAAAGUAAACAGCCUAGUUGCCUGCGGAUAUCCUUGUUGCCUUCCAAAAUUUCGUAUUUUACUGUUAGGUAGCAUAGAUUCCCCAAAUCCGCAAAGCUUCCCACCCCAUUUCAUUUGCAUCUCAAUCCAAUGCGUGUUUACAUAGAAGUCCCACAAAGUGCUGUGGGACUUAGUAAGUACGUUUAGAUUUGUAUUGUACUGGCCAGAAAAAGUUUUGGUUUUUGGUUAAAAACGUGUGUUUUUCUGUCUCUCUUCCACAUUCCCUUGUCUGUCUGGAAAAGUCCCAGAUUUUUAGAAAGAAUUGUUUGAGCUUUCUUUGCUCGGAAAAUAUGAUCACUUUUCAGUUGUGCAUUUUUCUGUUUCAGGUUCCAUUUUAGCUGUGCAGAAUUCUUGUAAUGCAGAGAAUAGGUAUGAAAAUACAAACUGGACUUUCAUUAGCUUUUGAAAAUAAGAUGUGAGAGAUACUGUAUUUGCAGUUGGUACCCACGUGUUGUUACCAAUGAACUUAUGAAACAGAACCUAUUCUACAGAAGAAUAAUUUUUCCCACCCCACAUCACUGGAGCAAAUGAACGGUUGACUCCAAAUGCUGCCAUCAAGGGUAUAUCCUUUAUCAGCCACAGUUUGGUUUAUCAGAAAGGUCAGCAGGAUCUUUCAUUACUGAGAACCAUGGUAGAAGCCUGGGCUGAACAACAGAUAGCUUUUCUAUCACACAGCAUAAUAGAGUGCAGUACAUAGAACACUCCAAAGUCUGGUCAUUUUGGUCAUAAUCCUGUCCAGUUUUGUUGGCAAAAUACUGAAAAAACUUUGCAAGCUUCUAAGUCCCGAUAAAUACAUUGACUUAGAAAAAUGACACAAGUGGCUCUUUGAGUGGGCCCUUAUCAUAAUGAAAAGGAAGAGGCCCAUCUUUAGGAGAGAUAAGAUUCGGUGGGUUAUGUAGCAGGACCUUUUCUGUGGCGGAACCAGCUGACAGAUCUGCUUGGGCCUGACUCUUUCCCUGUUUUGUAAACAUGGCAAAACAUUGCUUAGGUUCCCCUUAGGCUUUGAUAUUGUUGAUUGUGUUAUAUGGUCUUACAGUAGUAUUAUGACAUGUUUGUUUGUAGCCGCUUAAUUAGAAGAGGGAGAAGUAUAAAACAGUAAAUAAAUAGUUACUUGCAGAGCAAUCCUUGCCAUGUCUUCUCAUUGAAGGCCAUGUCAUUGAUUUCACUGGGGUUUACUCCCAAGUAAGGGGGGUUAGGAUUGCAACAUCAGACAACCUACAUUCCUUCUAGUCUUUGAACCUUUUGUAUGUUAUCUAGGAAUGUAAGAAGCAGCCUUGUGCCAAGUCAGACCAUUGGUCUCAUUAUUGUCCAUGCUGACUGGCCGUGCUUUGCCUGGGUUUCAAAUGGAAUUCUUUCCCAGCCCUACCCAGAGAUGCCUGUUAUUUAACCUGGGCUCUACUGCAUGUAAAAUAUUUGCUCUACCAUUGAGCUAUUGCCUUUCAGUGUAGCCAUGAGUUCUGCAAAUCCUUUUAAAAAAAUGAACUCUCAUUAUGAUCUUUGCUGAUCAUUAUUAUCUUUACAUCCUUAUUGCUAUACAAGACUGCAUUUGAUAGUGGCAGUUGAGCCAUGAAAUAGGUCAGGAUUUGUAAAACUUAGUUCUUUUUAUAAAAAAAGUUUGCAUAAAAUAAGUCCUUAAGAUGGAGGCGGGAGGGAGUUGUGAGCUCCUCUUUGGGCAUUUGGAGGUGCUCAUAUAUGGCCAGAUUUAAGAGUGCACAGUGUCCAGCCAUAUUUGUGUAAAUAAAGUGCAGGAGAGUGCUACUAGGGUUGAAUGAUGCAGAAGGGAGAGAGCCCAUGUUUAUUUUUGUAUAUUUUUAUUCUGCCCUUACUCCAAAGAAAUCUGAGCAAGGUACAUGGAUCUCUUCCCUCUGCUCGUGUUAUCCUCUCAGCAGACUGCAUGUUAGGUUAGGCUGUGAUAGUGAUGUUAAAUUCUCGAGAAUAAUCUUUUGGAAAAUAUUUUCGAUUAAUGAGAAUAUUAGAGAAUUUUCAUUUAAAAUAGGAGAAUAUUCAUUUUCAUGCAUUGAAAAUGAUAUAAUUAGUUAAUAUACCGUAUUUUUUGCUCUAUAAGACUCACUUUUUCCCUCCUAAAAAGUAAGGGGAAAUGUGUGUGCGUCUUAUGGAGCGAAUAUCCCAGAAGCCAGAACAGCAAGAGAGAUCACUGCGCAGCGAAAGCAGCAAUCCCUCUUCUUGUUCUGGCUUCUGAGAUUCAGAAUAUUUUUUUUCUUGUUUUCCUCCUCCAAAAACUAGGUGCGUCUUAUGGUCUGGUGUGUCUUACAGAGCGAAAAAUACGGUACAUGUUUAUUCAUGAGUAAACUUGUUCAGAUGGCAACCAAAAACUGUAGAGAUACUUUUAUGCAGUGAAUUCACAGUCUUUGAUUUUUUGUACCCAAUUUGAAAUUGAAAAUUCAAAGUGAAUGACUCACGUUAAUCACUAAACCUGCCACUAACCGAAUAUUUAACAUCAAUUUUGAAUUCGAAUUAUGGUGUGUAUGUAUGAAAUGUAGCUUUUAAAGUAAAAGGAAUAUUAAAAAACCUCAGGUCUGCUACAUGAGUACAUUCUUUAAUAAGCAUAUCUACAUGGUAUAGCAUUUAUGUGCAACACUAAUAAAAUCAAUAUAAAGUUUAAAAUAAAUGCUAUUAUUUCCAGAAAAUAAAACAUAAAUAAUCAGUAGUGACAAGUUACAUAACAUCAGAAAUGCAAAUUACUAUCUCACAUUUCAGAACUGCCAAUGGUGAAUGACACAAUGCCCAGUAAUGUAACCAUUAUUCAUUACUUACACUGCCAGUAUCACAUUUGACUUACUAUUUACUAGAUUUUUAAAAUGUGGGUUGUAAAACUGGUUCUUACAUUAGAAUUUACAGUUUGUGGAGAAUAUUCUGGAGAAUUUUCUAGCAGAGAGAUGUGAAGGGAGUUCUGGCAAAUGCAAGAUAUCAGGGUAGGCGGAAAGGGAGCAUCUUCACCUUCUACAGCCAUCCCAUAGUGAGCAACUGGGAAAUCUGGUUGCUCAGUAGUUUGGUUAUCAGUUAUUGCUCUUGACUUUGUAUUCCACACUAUGCAAAGGGGUAAAUAAUUCAUUAUGUGUAUGCCUACUAUAUAAUUUGGAUUCACUGUGUUCUUUUCUCAUUUUUUUCAUAGCAAAAAUGGCUCAAGCAGCUAUGGCAGCAGCAUCUAG